ACGUUUGAUAAAAUAUUGCUUUAUCACUGAAGAAAAUAUGAAAAAAAGGAUUUUGUUUUUUGCCAUGUGUUGGAGUCUGCCAAGCCGGAAUUCUUCGGGAUCCGGAAAAAGACGUCGUAUGCUUUACGGUAAACCCAAGGAAAGCUCCACGCUACAAAGUUGCUAAUUUUAAAUCUCUGCCAACAGAAUUAACACAAUGGAUGUGGCAUCAUCUUCUGGUUCAGAAAUAUUAUUUCCAACUUUACCUGCUGAAACAAUUGAUAAGAAUACAGAAAUCAGAAACGGAAAAACAACAGUACAUGAUGCAAGCCAACAGAUGACUGAUCCAAAAUUAAGCCUGUCACAAAUGACACUUCCAGACAUAAACCUGUCACAAAAUGCAUUUUCAGAGAUAUGCCAGUCACAAGUAACUCUUCCAGAUACAAACCUGUCGCAGUUGACUCUUCCAGAUACAAACCUGUCACAAAUUACUCUUCCAGAUACAAACCUGUCACAGUUGACUCUUCCAGAUAUGAACCUGUCACAGCUGACUCUUCCAGAUACAAACCUAUCACAGCUGACUCUUCCAGACACAAACCUGUCACAGUUGACUCUUCCAGACACAAACCUGUCACAGUUGACUCUUCCAGACACAAACCUGUCACAGUUGACUCUUCCAGAUACAAACCUAUCACAGCUGACUCUUCCAGAUACAAACCUGUCACAGUUGACUCUUCCAGAUACAAAUCUGUUACAAGUGACUCUUCCACGUACAAACCUGUCACAAGCUACCCUUACAGAUUCAAGGAAAACAAAAACUAUUGAUUCUAAUUUUAAUGAGACCAAUUCCAGUUUUAAAGAAUCAAGUCAGUCACGGGUCCCUCCAACACAACCAGCCGGCCUGUCCCAAAUGAUGACUGUUCCACCUUCACAGAAGGCACCAACAAUUGGUCAUCAUAAAUUUCAAGAGAUCCAAAACAGUCAAUGUCACGUUACUCUCUAUCCUGGCCGAAAACAUUCUACAACACAAGGUUCCAUCCUUUCGACAGAACCUCCUGAUUUCGACCCCUAUAGCUUCACCGAAGAACCUGUCUUCAAAAACCAACAGAUACGCAGUACUAAGUCAAAGCAUUUUCAAACAAAACCAAAGACAGCGAGAGCCAGUAUGACGGGGGUUAAAAAACUUCACAAGACUAUACAGCAGCAACUGUCAACUAAAUUCUAUUCUAACCUGACAAACCUUCUACUAGAAUCACAAGAGAAAUUGUCAGUUAUUAAAAGAACAAAUUCAAUCACUUGUGAAUUGUUGAAACAACAGGGCUUGCAAAUGAACCACACUGCACAAUCAAAAGCCAUUCUCCUUAGCAAAAUCCACACACUUAAAAUUCGGCAGAGAACAUUGAAGUCCCUCUUUGACUCACACAAUGUAUUUUGUCGAAUUGCUAAGGAAAAACUGAAUCUUCCUUUAUCACAGCGGCCAAAAACUGCUGAAACAGUGUCUUCUAAAACUAUAGAGCCUCCAGCAAAUGACACACUUGUAGAUGUUGAUGACAACCAGUCUGAUAAAGCCAGUACAGUUUAUUCUAUGAGUAUAACUUCGAAACAUGUUAAGAUUACAACAGAAAACAGAGAUGAAAUUAAAGACAAUAAACUGCCAAUAGAGAAUGUUAACAGAAAUGUUAUGAAUCAGCAUUCCAUAGAAGGGCAGCAUUUGCAGCUAAAUCUCCAAGAUAAGGCGCCAAACCAAGUUGCCAAAGUCUUUAAGAAUAUUGUUAAUCUACCAAUGAAUCAAUUGAACAAGUCAAAUCCAAACAAACAUAAUUCUUCAUUUAUAGCUCCAAAUUCAAAGAACUCUUUGCCACCUUUGUCUGUAGCUUCCAGUGAAGACUUCCCUCAAAUGACAAUUCCACCGUUCUUGGCACGGCAACAGACUUCAGUCCCAGGUAAGAGCAAUCUUAGCAGUCAACAGAAUAAAAGUACCGCAAAGAAACUCGUGUCAGAGGAGAAUCAGAAAAACAAUCCUUUAACAAGUUCCUCAGCACCAAAAGAAUUUAGCCAACCCCAGAAUACAAUAUUUACUCAAACACCAAUAGUUGAGACUCUACAUGAUGACAGCAACAUAGAGAUGUCCAACAACUGGAAGAUCACUGCUAACUACAGCAAUACACUGCGGCAUAAGAACUGCUCCAGGAUUAAUUCGACCCUCCUGAGCAUUGGCCAAGAGCAUUCUUAUUCUUCCAGAGAAAACAGCAAAAGCCAUAAUGUUAUUUACCAAAAAGAAGUUGUUAAAGUUUUAUUGAUAGAAGACAGUGAAUUGACUCCAAUAUCAGACGUAUUUCCUUCUUUGCAAUGGUCCAAUCUCAAUGACUGCUCAUUGCCUUCUUUUUUAUUUGAAGACAUCAAUGAAUGGCCAGCAAAGUAACUGUUAUCUUUUACUUGAUUCAGUCAUUAGACUACAGCCAUGCUGGGGCACCACUUUGAACAAUUUACUUU
Octopus sinensis (East Asian common octopus) is the source of this 2472-nucleotide messenger RNA. RefSeq lists its product as uncharacterized. The record is from RefSeq and is a predicted model, not a curated record. The transcript is spliced from 5 exons. NCBI's taxonomy places the organism in Eukaryota, Metazoa, Mollusca, Cephalopoda, Octopoda, Octopodidae. The coding region runs from base 197 to 2401 and encodes 734 amino acids.